Arthroderma uncinatum is the source of this 2142-nucleotide messenger RNA. RefSeq names its product peptidase S41 family protein. The record is from RefSeq and is a predicted model, not a curated record. NCBI's taxonomy places the organism in Eukaryota, Fungi, Ascomycota, Eurotiomycetes, Onygenales, Arthrodermataceae. Gene Ontology annotation, molecular function: serine-type peptidase activity. Gene Ontology annotation, biological process: proteolysis. The transcript is spliced from 4 exons. The coding region runs from base 1 to 2142 and encodes 713 amino acids.
AUGGGGUGGCUGCAUCAUGGCCUCAUAGCUUUAACAGCAUUAUCAACAAUCCCACAUGCAGCUGCUAGACCCUCGCCAUGGCCUAGUAUAACACUGUCGAAAUCAACGGGACACCAGGAGCCCUGUGAAUUAAUUUCCCUCUCACAAGCCAAGCAGUUGAAGAGUUACCCGGAUGACAAAAACUUUUUUGUUUCCGCCGAGCUCGCUCACUCAUGUUUGACAUCAGUUCCAUUCAAAAAGAAAGACGCCCUAAGAUUGAUUGAUGGCCUCGAUUCCUUCUUCUCGUGGCAAAGCACAAUAGAUUACCUCAAGAACCCCCCAAAGGGAUAUCUACUUCCCGGAAUCGACCUUGUCAAAACUUUAAAGGAAAUUAGAGACAAAGCAGCCGGCGACAAAUAUCCCAACGAAUUUGAAUUCCAGAGUGAUAUAGCUAGGCUGGCAUCAUCUGCACACGAUGGCCAUUUCAACAUCAACCUUGAUGCUAUCAGUAUCUUCUCCUUUCGACGGGAUAGAAUUGGCCCGCUAGUUUCGGUUUCAUCAGAUGGGAAGACAUUUCCAGAAAUAUAUGUCUAUCGGGAUGUCAAUGUUACCGCAACAGAGAAGGUGGACUGGAAACCAUCUGCCAUCAAGUCCAUCGAUGGCCAGGAUGUCUUCGAAUGGCUGCGGGACUGGUCGUACCACACAUCCCACCAGGAUCCAGAUGCACUAUAUAACGCUCUAUUUUAUUCCAUCCCGAGAUAUGCACAAAAGUCUUUCGGGUCCUUCUUUGCCACUACGGGAGCAUACACAGGGCCAAGCACCACUCUUACCUUCAAGAACGGAACGACGAUGGAGUAUCCGAAUUUUGCUUCUUUUCAAGACUCAUUUGAAGGCGUGACAGAUGGCAGCACCUUCUAUGAUAAGUUCUGCAGUGGAGACAUAGCAUCACAGCAACCGCGGAAACGUGAUUUGAUUAUGGCUACCAGUCCUCCUGACGUUCAUCGGCGAGCUACCCCUGGCGAGUCCUCUAGACCAUUCUUCCCCCACGCAGUGGAAGAGUUCAGAUAUGGCGAUGUGGCGGGUUAUUUCCUGGGCAACGAGCAUCCAGACACCGCUGUUCUAUCUAUCAACUCGUUUUCCGGAUCAGACGAAGAGGAUAACCUACAGUUUGACGAAUUCAGCUCUGUCAUUACCAGGUUUCUGGCAGCAUGUAAGAAGGAACGAAAAUCGAAACUCAUAAUUGACGUGACUGCAAAUGGGGGUGGUGCUGUUUUCUUAGGAUAUGACACAUUUAAACAGCUAUUCCCCGAUACGAAGCCAAAUGAUGCGUCUAAUCUUCGUGCUACAGAGCAACUAGAUAUCAUUGGCAGCAAAGUAACGGCUGUGCUAUCAGACCCCGAGACUCGCAAUACCACCAUGGGCAGGAGCCUGCGAGGAAGCCAAUUCGACAUUGGAGUCUACGUCGACACCAAGGGAAACGCUCUUACCGACUGGCGUGAUUUCUAUGGCCCAGAGAAGGUUGGGGACUUCAACUUCACGCACCUCUCCUCGUGGAAUCUGAAGAGCCAGGACCUGGCCGACGCCUCUGGCGGCGCUGUCGUGGCUGGAUACCAGGAUCGUGCAAGCCUACCGCCACAGGUCUUCAAGCCUGAGGACAUGGUUCUCCUGACAGACGGCACCUGCGGCUCCACGUGUGCUAUAUUUUCAGAUUUACUGAAGCGCAACGGCGUGAAGUCGAUAGUGACAGGCGGGCGUCCGCGUGACGGUCCCGUCCAGGCAGUCGGAGGCGUCAAGGGCUCGCAGGUGCUGACGUAUCUGCAGGUAUACAACGCCGUCUCGGUCCUGUACCGCAAGUACCUGUCCCCUCGAGAGCAAGCCGAGCUGGCCGGAACGUCCAUUGGCGAGAUGGUUCGAACCGGAGAAUACGUUCUCGCGCGAACGAAGAGAGACGGCCUGGGAGGCCGAGUCAACUUCCGCAAUGCAGUCCGUCCGGACGACGAGACGCGGACACCUCGCCAAUUCGUCAACGAGCCCGCGGACUGCAGGAUCUGGAUGACACCGAAUAUGCUGUUCGACCUGAAUGACGUCUGGAAUGCGGCCCAUGAUGUCGCUUGGGGCAACAGCAGCUGCACGUCCGGGUCGUCUCCCCCGGCAGGCUAUUAA